AUGGCUUCCAAUCCCGAUAUCCACUCCCCUUCCCACAUCCACCCCCAACUCACCGUCGCCGUCUCCCUUAAAAUGUACUUCUCCCUUCUCCAAACAACAAACUACAUACAGUCCUGCACCGCUCUCGCCCCCCUCGCCCUCUCCCGGCACAUCGACCUCAUCAUCAUCCCAGACUUUCUCUCCCUCUCCUCCGCUAGCACCACGAUCCAGCUCUACGCGCCCACCAUCCGAAUCGGCGCCCAGGACUGCUUCUGGGAAGACCGUGGCGCCUACACGGGCGAGGUCUCCCCGGCUUCACUGCACGAGCUCGGGUGCUCGGUCGUGGAGCUGGGGCACGCAGAGCGCCGGCGGCUGUUUGGCGAGGGGGACGCGAUGGUGGCGAGGAAGGCGCAGGCCGCGGAACGGAAUGGCUUGAUGCCGUUGGUCUGCGUGGGUGAGCGCCAGAGGGGGAGUUUGGAGGGUGCGCUGGGGGAGUGCAGGGCUCAGGUUGAGAGUGUGCUGGCUGUUACGCGAGGCGAGGUGAUCUUUGCGUAUGAGCCUGUGUGGGCCAUUGGGAUGGAGGUGCCGGCCGACCCGGAGUAUGUGGUUGAUGUUGCGAAGGGGUUGAGGGCAUUGUGUGGGGAGAGGAAGGUGAGGUUUCUGUAUGGGGGGAGUGCUGGGCCGGGGACUUUUGGGAAGAUGAAGGAGGAGGUUGAUGGAUUGUUUUUGGGUCGGUUUGCCCAUGAUGCUCAGGCGUUAGGAGAGAUUAUUGGAGAGGUGGGAUCUGGUUUUUUGGGGGGCUCUGAUCAGUAG
Molecule: messenger RNA, 792 nt
Organism: Drepanopeziza brunnea f. sp. 'multigermtubi' MB_m1
Lineage: Eukaryota; Fungi; Ascomycota; Leotiomycetes; Helotiales; Drepanopezizaceae
Biological process (GO): glycolytic process; glyceraldehyde-3-phosphate biosynthetic process; glycerol catabolic process
Cellular component (GO): cytosol
Molecular function (GO): triose-phosphate isomerase activity
Source: RefSeq, a predicted model, not a curated record